Molecule: messenger RNA, 1258 nt
Organism: Amoebophrya sp. A120
Lineage: Eukaryota; Dinophyceae; Syndiniales; Amoebophryaceae
Source: the annotation of a GenBank genome assembly
CUCAACCAGUGGCACUUGAUCGGCGAGGAAAGGGACAAACAAGCCGGCGGAUCAUCUUCAUCUUUUGCGCUCCCACUGGAAGUUGUCGCGAAAAUAGACGGAGUCGCAGGUCAUGCUGUAGUAUCGUCCGGCGAGCGUGGGCCACAAGGGGGCGACAUCAGUAAUGCCAGCGAGGAAAAUACAGACUCGUUGAACUUCGAACCAAGCGACCCGAUCGCGUGUCUCUUUUUCCGCGAGCUGCUCGAGUGUGGGGAGGACGCUCUGGAGUGCUGCGUUGAAGUCAGCGCACACAACGAGCCGCUGUGUGACAACUUGAAAAUAGCGCUAACAAGUUCUUGUAGUACGGAUGAUAAUGCUACAGCAUCACUCUUCGAUGCACUGAAAGAAUCUGCGAGACGCAGAAAAGUGAAUUGCUUCGAAACUCUUACGGAAGAUUCCUUGCGGGCGGACAAGAGGGCGCAAAGCAUGGCACGGAAGUUCAUCAAAAGCGUUCUGUCUGAGAACAAACGAUUUUUAUUGGUUGAUCUCCCGAACGGUGGAACAACUCGUGCGGCGCAUUCGUUCGGCGUGAAAUUUUCGGAGACGUUCUUGCGGAAUUUUGCGGAGCAGCAGCAGCAGGCCGCGUCGAAUGCAGGGCAUCGUUUGGCGGAGAACGCAGUUGGCAGCAACGUCGAGCAAACACCAGCCGAAAACUCGGCUCAGUUCCCUGUGUCCUCAUCUGCCUGUUUUCCUGAAAGCUCUUGCUCUACCUCUUCUGGUGCGGCGGGUCGUCCAGCAUUCCCAGUAACGCAAUCAAUCGGAGAAGUUGGGCCAAGUGAACCAUCAGGGGUGUUUGGCGCGGAAAAAACCACCGCCGUCCCUUCGGUGGAAGCCAACAUAGCAUCAUCCGUCUUUUCAGCCCUCGCGAGCCUGGCUCUGUGUACUAGCGCCAGCAGUGCAGCUUGUAGUAACACAAGCGGAAGAGCCGUUUCUGGUCCUGCAAAAAUUGAGGGCGUAGUCGCAGCAGGGUCCCCUCCUCCUUUUUCCGGCGCAAGAACUGCUUCCCUUGUGAUUGACCACGAAGUCCACCUUGACCUGCAAGCCAAUUCGUCUUCGCCUCACAGCCAACAGCAUUGCUUCGCCACUUCAGCUUCUGCCGAUCAAAAUCCGGAAGAUCUCUUCGCGUCCCAAGAUAAUGUCGAGACCACCGCCCCCAUGGUGCUUCAAAAUGCCACCCCGUCCUGGUGUCUGACACCCCAAGAUCUGGAAAAGCUUCAAC